CAGCCUUGCAGCUUCAUCCGUUCUCUUUCUCUAGUACCCCGCCAUCGCCUCGAGUGCAGUAUGUCUACAACACUACCACUACCAGCCCUAAAAACAACAUCUAGGGUGUCCACACUACCGACAGAAGUGUUAAUUGAGAUAUUCUCACAUCUAGAAAAUCCCGAUGAGCCACAGCGUUCUCUCUGUUCCACAUGGCUUCCACUGAUGCAGGUUUGCCAGACGUGGAGAACUGUGGCCGAGAGACUCAUCUUCUCUAAACUUACAUAUCGCAACGAAAGACAUGAUCAUCGUCUGACUCGGCAGCUAUUGCGUCAUAUGCACAGCAAGCCCUACCUCUGGCGCUACCCCCAAUCUCUCCACAUGUCAACCUACACCGAAGAAGGCAACAAUCUCUGCGUUGAAAUGGCGCGAAAGGCAGCCGAGCAUAAGAGUCCUGUCCGCAAGGCAAAAUUCGAGAGCAUGGCGUUCCCAUGCAAUAUACCACUGCUUGAGAGCCUAAGCAAGUUUCCACUGGUUGAGCUGGACCUGUGUACCGUGCAACAGGGACUCCCUAUCCGCUUCAUCUUCGAGCUGUUUGACCUACUCACUCUCAAAACCCUGCGACUCAGACAUAUCGCGUGGUCAGAAUAUGUAAAUGACAAGUUGAUAGAGAUACGACCAUGGUCCGCAGCUGAGGGUAUCAAAUGCCCUAAAGUUGCGUGGCUCCGCCCUCAAAAUCAACCGAGAUCACCACGAGAGCUCGAGCAACUGCUCCCGUUCACCCGCCGCAGAACAGGAAACAUCACCAGCUUGACACUCGCCGUGCCAAUAGCAGACCCUGACGUCGCGGAGCUCCUGUUCCAGUGGCCACGCUGUCUCCGCGAAGUGGUCUUCUCUCACGUUCUUGACUCGCCCUACACGGAUAUCUACACUGCGUCGACCAUCGAAAGCCUACUAGCUGUACACCGACAGUCUCUGGAAAAGCUCGACAUUCCGGCGCUACCCUUUAACGGACUCCCCGAUAUGUCUACAUUUCCUGCUCUCAACAGCCUCCGCAUCCACAUCUCCUCGCUCCUCCCCCUCACCCCUCAAGAAGCCUGGCGCCACCUCGCAGCGCCCAAUCUCCACCACCUCACCAUCGACUUCACAGCUACAGUAUUUGAGCCCUCCACCUCUACCUGGAUCAAAAAAUUCUUCCACGGCGCCAACCUCCCGAGGCCCCUCCAUCUAACCAUGGAAUACACCUGGGCCUCCUGGCACGGCCCCUCUCCCACCUUCUUCCCCCCAGACCUCCAAGAAGAAACCCCUCCCAUAGCAUCCGACCACAACAUCGCCCUCAUCUACCGCACCCCCGCAGAGGAAUGCAUCCUGAGCAGGCCGCCCACGCCCGACUGGAAAGCGUCGAUCAGCCCCACCGCCAGAAUGAUCUGCGGCUGCAUACCGCACUUUCGCGCCGUCCCCGAAGGUGUCCCCUUCGAGUGGAUCGCCAACGAUCUCGGCAUCGCAGUCGCGGAGGUUGCCUUGGCGGGGCCGCAGCUUUUCAGUACGAAGCUGGUUUAUUCGGUUGGUGAUCGGGACAUGUGGUCUUACUAGAUUCCAUUUCUUGGAUUUUGGUUCGUUCGUUGCUGUUUUGAUGACACUUUUCUUUGACUAAACGCUUGAUUGCACUCCUUGUUCUGAUUCGUCUCGUGUGAAUUUUGUUUACACAAAUAGCAUUCAUAUAUCGAGAGAUCCAGUUUGUCUUGAUAUUUAUUCUAUUGGCAUAUCACUACAGCUGGAUAGGUGAUUUACAAGGAGAUUUCUUCCGUGCAGUGACUGCAAGCGCAACUACUCAAACAUGUGACUUUCAGCACUUGCAGGGUCUUUUUCUUAUAUUAUACUAUUUCGCAUUGUCAUAUCUUCUCGCAACUUGCAACCUCUAACUACGACCUUUCUCAUACAUUCAAGACCAUCAAUUAUCAUCGGUUAGGACUGUUUUCACCGCUUGUUUCACUGAUUCCACUACUACUCUAUUUCUAUUUGUUACCGCCUCAGGUUGUUACUAGAGUUGCGCGCUGGGCGCAUUCCUUCCAGAAUCAUGCUUUUGUUUCAUUCUCUUGGUGGUGCCGUAGUAGCACUACGUCACUAUUCUUUGGCUGCUCUAUCAAUGUCUUCUAUACAGGGUGAAC
This is a messenger RNA of Aspergillus candidus, 2147 nucleotides long. RefSeq names its product F-box protein. The transcript has a single exon. Lineage: Eukaryota; Fungi; Ascomycota; Eurotiomycetes; Eurotiales; Aspergillaceae. The record is from RefSeq and is a predicted model, not a curated record. The coding region runs from base 61 to 1572 and encodes 503 amino acids. Gene Ontology annotation, molecular function: protein binding.